Molecule: messenger RNA, 2010 nt
Organism: Blumeria graminis f. sp. triticale
Lineage: Eukaryota; Fungi; Ascomycota; Leotiomycetes; Helotiales; Erysiphaceae
Source: the annotation of a GenBank genome assembly
AUGUCGCCGCCCGACUAUGUGGCUUGUGCUCCUACAGACACCUCCCCGGCAUCUACCACCAGCCAGAUGAACCUUGGUUCGAAACAUAGGUCAUCACCCAAUGCUGAAACAAAUUCACCGCAGCCAUCGUCACCAGAAUCUGAAGACUACAAUCACUUGAAACAGAGUCGCCAUGAUAUACGCUCGGCACGCCCCUUCCCCAAUGUCGACGAUCGGCCUCAUUCUCAAGCACACCAUGGUGCACUGCAGACGCCUGCGAACCGAAACGAAGACAUGCUGGCUCAGGGUAGAAGGGAAGGCUUAGAGACACACUGUUCCUCCCAUAAAAAGAAGGGUAAGCCUCAAAGGUUUUAUUGUGAUGAGUAUCCGCCGUGUAGUUUAAGCUUUACACGCAGCGAACACCUGGCCCGACACAUUAGGAAACAUACGGGAGAAAGACCAUUUGUAUGUCAUUGCUCCCGCCGUUUUUCACGUCUUGACAAUCUACGUCAACAUGCACAGACAGUCCAUCAAAACGAAAAUAUACCCCAAGAUUCCCUAGCUGCCAUGGGAACAAGGUAUCAGCGACAGGUGCCGAUAGAGAGAGCUCGGGUGCAAGGUAAUAGAACGAGAGGUCAUACUACCAGUAGCAGCCAGAGUGGUCCAAUUCGCCGACAUACACGGAACUCGUUGUCUACAUCUAGUACGAGCUCCAUCAACUCGGCGUUUGGCGCACAAGGCAUUAGUGAUCAGAGGCGUCCAGCACCAUUAGUCAUGCUCACGAAUGUUGACCGGAUACCUUGCUCUCCUGAAUGGACAACUAGACCUACAACUCCCGCUACACCCCAAUUCAAUCUUCCCUCGCCGAAUAAUAAUUACCAUACGUCUAUAUCGGCAAUGUCAUGCAAUGGUCCUGGCACACCUCCAUGGACUCCUGCUACGAUCUCUCCCCACUGCAUGUCGUACCCACUUCAGCUUAAUCGUCCCACUGACAAAUACACGCAUGACCGACGCAUGUCUGUCCCAAACACUUCAAGUUCAAUUUCCUCGUCUCCCUCGAAGCCUCCAGGUGCAAUGCCAAAGCUUAGCUUUACUUCUUCAGCUCAACCAACGCUUCAGAAGAGUGCCACAAAUAAGAGCGUGUCAGAUGCAGAAUUUCGACGCCGGACUUGGCAUCCUGACUCGUCUGCUUCCAUGAUAAGUCGGGGCUAUGAGACCAUGGCGUCUAUCUCUCAUGUACCUGACGAAUCAUUUCAACCAUCACACCUCUUUCAAAAUGAUGCAUCAGUAGCUCCUACAAUGCGCCUACCAGGAAUAGAGAGCUUUGACUCUCUACGAGACCCUCCUACUCCACCACGACGCGAUUCUAACAGCUUCAUGAAUCUCAAUCCAGAUGUACGAUCUUCAUGGCCUAUUUCUCCGUUAAAUUUAUCGUCGACCCGCUAUGCGAGUCAUGGAUUCAGCCGAGGAGGACCUCUACAUGAAUUACAGGACACAGGAGAUUGGGAAGCACCUCGUACUGAAUUAGGUGGUAGUAUCAAUUGCAGCAACGAAGGCAAGCGAUUAAAAACUUCUCUACACAAAGAACUCCCAUCUCCUACCAGUAUAGGCCGAGUGACGCAUAGGCACCCUAUCAACGAGAAGAUACCUAUAUUGAAAAAUCAUGCCACAUCUUGGCCUACAGAUUCUGUACAAAGUAAUCCUAAUUUCCCGUCAUGGAUACGAUCAGUAGUUCAAAAACCAUUAAUUUCGGCCGAAGCAAAUGGUCUUGCUAGUAGAAAUACACAAGAACCGUGUACACCGACAAAUGACUACUAUUCGAAUAAUUAUUGCGUCAACAACUGGACUGCUAAUCAUCACGGCACAGUAGCUAUCUCAGGAGAUUAUGGUCGGUCCAAUCCUUAUCCACCUCUUCCGACUCCCGAGCCUUGUGCCAAUGUUACCCCACCAUUUCCACACCAGAAAAAUUCGAGAAAUACAGGUACCGAUACAAUUCGUCUUGAUGCCCUUGUUGCCGCUGCAUCUCUAUAA